AUGUCACCAUCUCCAAAGCCUCAAGACGCGGGCUCACCCCCUCAGAGCGCCUCUAUGCUCAAGGGCGCUUCCCUCCUCAUCAUCCUCCAGCUUGCAUCGCGCCUCAUCACCUUUGUCGCCAACCAGCUCCUCCUGCGCUACCUCACUGCGCCACUCCUAGGUCUAUCCACGCAGCUGGAGGUCUACUACCUCUCUGUUCUCUUCUUCGCCCGCGAGAGUCUCCGCGUGGCUAUUCAACGGCAAGGCACAGUGGGAAACACCACGAAAAGCAGUGACGCAGCGAGGGUGGAGAGCCAGGCUGUCGUGAACCUCGGAUAUCUCGCCAUUGGCCUAGGAAGCGUUGUCAGCCUCGUCCUGGGAUGGAUGUAUCUCGCGUUUCCAAGCGGUGCAGCUGUUUCGACGCCGUAUCUCGUCGAGUCGCUGUAUCUCUACGGUCUGGCGGCAAUGGUUGAGCUGCUCUCUGAGCCUUGCUUUGUCCUCAUGCAGAUGCGUCUCCAAUUUGGCACGCGAGCUGCCGCAGAGUCCAUCGCAACGUUUCUACGAUGCAUUGUUGUUUUCACCUCUGCAGUCUGGGCAUCAAAGCAGCAGAAAGAUAUUGGUGUUCUGCCUUUCGCCCUCGGCCAGAUGACUUAUGGUGCAUCUCUACUCCUUGUCUAUCUCAUCUCUGGAUAUCAACUCGCCUCUACGAUCGGCUUCUCUAUUCUCCCCAAGGCUGUUUCAACCAAGGAUGGUCGCUUCUUGGGAUCCUACUUUGACCGGCAAACUAUGAGUCUUGCUGGGAGCAUGAUGGCUCAGAGCGUGGUGAAGCAUCUCCUAACACAAGGCGACACGUUCCUCGUCUCUCUGCUCGCCACUGCCGAGGUUCAAGGUGCAUAUGCCCUCGCCAACAACUAUGGCGGUCUUCUAGCGCGUCUACUCUUUCAGCCGGUCGAGGAAAGCAGCCGCAGUUACUUUUCUCGCCUCUUGUCGUCUCCUGCAGCAAGCCCUUCCGGUGGAGAUGGUGAAAAGCAAUCUGCAAAGCCCUCACCAGCUGUGAAUGAAGCAAAGCAAAACCUACGGACUCUCCUCCGACUCUACAUCCUUCUCUCAUCUAUAAUCAUCAACAUCGGACCCUUCGCCGCUCCUCCUCUCCUCGCCAUCGUGGCCGGUAAGCGAUGGAUCGGCUCAGGGGCUGGCGACGUACUCGCAGCAUACUGCUUCUACAUCCCCUUCCUCGCCCUCAACGGCCUCACAGAGUCAUUCGUGGCAUCCGUCGCCACAGAAGCAGAGGUUCACCAGCAAUCUGGUUGGAUGGGCGCUUUCUCCGUCGCCUUUGCAGCCUCAGCAUUCCUCUUCAUGUGGGUAUUCCCUCUCGGUGCCAUCGGUCUCGUGGUAGCCAAUAUCAUCAACAUGGCAUGCCGCAUCGUCUGGAGCGGCGCAUUUAUCAAGCGAUUAUUCAAGAAACACGGGACCGAUUUCGAAAUCAAGACAUUGCUCCCGGAGGGUUCAGUGACCUUCUCCCUUGCCACAGCUAUACUUCUCAAGCAACUCAAGGUCCUCGACAGCGCAGAGGACCAACCCAUCAAAUCUCUCAUCAAGGUCGCCGCCUCGGCCGUCCCAUUAUUGCUCCUCAUUUUGUUCUUUGAGCGCCGUUUUAUCCUCGAGUGUCUGCACUCUAUCCGUGGUCGCAAAGCCGCCAAACAAUAG
Messenger RNA from Fusarium keratoplasticum, 1686 nucleotides. Its product is annotated as Oligosaccharide translocation protein RFT1. Lineage: Eukaryota; Fungi; Ascomycota; Sordariomycetes; Hypocreales; Nectriaceae. The coding region runs from base 1 to 1686 and encodes 561 amino acids. The transcript has 2 exons. Gene Ontology annotation, biological process: glycolipid translocation; dolichol-linked oligosaccharide biosynthetic process. The record is from RefSeq and is a predicted model, not a curated record. Gene Ontology annotation, cellular component: endoplasmic reticulum membrane.